Messenger RNA from Cucurbita maxima (winter squash), 2133 nucleotides. Its product is annotated as protein WVD2-like 5. The transcript is spliced from 9 exons. Bases 366 to 1853 code for a protein of 495 amino acids. The record is from RefSeq and is a predicted model, not a curated record. NCBI's taxonomy places the organism in Eukaryota, Viridiplantae, Streptophyta, Magnoliopsida, Cucurbitales, Cucurbitaceae. Gene Ontology annotation, molecular function: microtubule binding.
AUUCAAAUUCUGUCUUCUCCAUCUCUUUGUAUUUUCUAUCUCUUUCUCUCUCUUUGUUCUUUGAUGGAAAGCGGACUUGACCUGGAAAUGGAUUUGAAUGCUACUGCUCUCUCCACUCCCCGCUUCUGAGAUUUCCAUUUCCCUCUCAUUUUCUCCCUUUCAAGUUUCUCCAAUUUGUUCUUCCAUUGUUGGAAUCGCUAGAACUUGUUUUGGAUCCGUGGAUCUCUGCUCCGGCAUUAUCUGUUUCUCUUUUGUUGCAGAUCCUAUCCGCUGGUUUGUCAAUCUUGUGCCUCGAAUCUAAGCUUCCGCGAUUUUUUUUUUCAUGAGGUUCUGAUUCGUUUGCGCGGUUUUCGAGUUUACACCUAAUGAUGGAAUCGGAAAUCCUUGUACCUGCUGAUGGGCUCAAACUGACCCAUCAAAAUGGGUUUCAUGAGAACGUUUCUGCCUCCUCAGAGGAAACUGUUCCUGAAGUUCUUGUGAGCGAGGGCAUAAACAAAGAUACAGAGGCUACAAUGCAGCAAGAAAAUAUUGAAAAUGGUUUCAAAUUGAGUGGCGAUGCAAUUAGUGAAUCGACCACAAUGGAACUCACAGAGGGAUUAAAUUCUCCGGCAGAAAGCGAUAUAUCAACCCUUUCUAAGGAAGGAGAGGAAAAGAAUGUUGAUCCUCCCAAGCAAGUGAAACCAGAGAGGGGUCAAAUCAAGAGCAAGAAUGAAAAGUCAUCAGGCCCUAAACACAUUUCUUCAACUGGGGUGAAUAAGAAUAAAGAUGGAAAGGAUGCAGAACAUACUGCUGGUCUUUUAAAUGGUUCGGGUACAGGUACAUCGCAUCCACACCCAAAACGGCCUAGUAAGAGUAGAUCAUUCAAUGGCAGGCAAGCUGAAGCGCUGAAGCAAGCUGAUAAGUCUGAUGGUGAAGGCUCCAUGGAGAGUAUUUACCUGAAAACUUCGAAGAAAGGUCAUCCUAGUAAAUCAGAAGAAGAAUCAGAAUCUUCUUUAAGUCCAAGAGCAGGGGAUGAAAAACCAAAUAGGGUUGGGAGACUUCCUAACUACGGUUUUAGUUUUAGAUGCAAUGAGCGUGCUGAGAAAAGAAAAGAGUUCUAUUCGAAACUGGAGGAAAAGAUACAAGCUAAGGAAGUAGAAAAGAACACAUUACAGGCAAAAUCCAAGGAAACUCAAGAAGCUGAGAUUAAAAUGCUCAGAAAGAGUUUGAACUUCAAAGCAACUCCCAUGCCGAGCUUUUAUCAGGAACCACCUCCUCCCAAAGUAGAGUUGAAAAAGAUACCACCUACAAGAGCCAAGUCUCCCAAGCUUGGCCGAAAGAAGAGCCCAACCCCGGCAGAAAUUUUAAGUAAUGAAGGUGGUGAUGUGCGAUCAAAUCGCUUAAGUCUCGACGAGAAUGUGGGUCUGAAUAAUAACAAUUCUAAGGGGGUCUCUCCUCCUGCCCGUCUAGACAAGCCGAAACGAAGGUCUCUUCCUAGACUGCCUUCUGAGAAAACUACAAUACCUGGUGCCGCAACAAAUGCAGGGAAGUCCUCAGCAACCAAGGUGAAAAGCGUUGAGAAGCCUCCUGCAGUAUCUACAAAUGGAAAGAAAGAAGAAAAACAGGCCUCAACUGAAGCAAUAACAACAACAGAGAAGUCUGCGACAGACAAUGAGGAAACUGCUCCAUUGGAUGCAACAAACAAAGAGGUCUCACUCAGCCAGGAGGAGAACGGAGGUGCAACACCGGAGCCGAGUGAAACAGAGAGCCAGACGGACGAAGAGCGGGAGAUCGAAGAACAAGAUCAGCAUCAUCAGAGCUCGGGGGAAGACGCUGCAGAGCUGAAACAGUCAUCGAGCAUUGUGGCGCCGUGAUGGGGAUGCCAUUUUGAAAAUGGGAAAAAUGGUAUGAGUCCUGAAUGAAUUAUUUUGGCACUAAGAACUGAAGAGAUUUGUCUUUGUGAUUGUUAUGUAUUAUGUAUUAUUAUUAUUAUUGUUAUUAUUGUUAUUAUUAUCAUUAUUACUAUGUGUUCUGUCCAUAAGCAGUAAUUAGUGUUGUCCCUCACUUUGUGUGUGCUUCCUUCCAUUAACGGUGUCUGGUUGCGUCACUAAAGGGAUUUGCCAUUUGUAUGUAACUUUCCUUUUUCUUUUUCUU